Messenger RNA from Dermatophagoides pteronyssinus (European house dust mite), 1072 nucleotides. Its product is annotated as ADP-ribosylation factor-like protein 4C. Gene Ontology annotation, molecular function: GTP binding; GTPase activity. NCBI's taxonomy places the organism in Eukaryota, Metazoa, Arthropoda, Arachnida, Sarcoptiformes, Pyroglyphidae. The record is from RefSeq and is a predicted model, not a curated record.
CAAAUUCACAAAGAUCAUUAUUCUUGAUGAUAAUCAAAACAAACAAACAUUAAACACGAUGGGAUCAACAUUUUCAAAACGUUUACAAUCAUUGAUUGAAUCAUUACCAUUUUUUCAAACAUUACAUAUAACAAUGGUCGGUCUUGAUUCAGCAGGUAAAACUACUGCAUUAUAUCGUUUAAAAUUUGGCCAAUAUAUUAAUACAUUGCCAACAAUUGGUUUCAAUUGUGAAAAGAUUAAAUUUGAUUUUCGUAAAUCCAAGAAAUUACAUUAUUUUCAGGGUGUUUCCUUUACAAUAUGGGAUAUUGGUGGCCAAGAUAAAUUACGACCAUUAUGGAUACCAUAUACACGUUGUACAGAUGGUAUUAUAUUUAUGGUCGAUUCAGUUGAUGAUGAUCGUUUUGAAGAGGCACGUAUUGAAUUAAUGCGUACAUUAAAAUUUCCACAAAAUGCACAAGUACCUGUAUUAAUAUUUGCUAAUAAACAUGAUCUACCAAAUUCAAAAACACCGGAUGAAAUUACACAAGCAUUAGGUUUAAAUGAUUUGAAUGGUAAACAUUUAUGGCAUAUACAAUCUUGUUGUUCAAUAACGGGUGAUGAUCUGGAAGAUGGUCUGGAACAUCUUUAUGAAAUGAUUUUAGAACGUAGACGUAUGCAAAAAUUACAACCAAAUAAUCAAUUUCAUCAUCUUUCAAAUCAUAAUCAUAGUAAUCAUCAUGGUAAACGAAAAAGAUAGGAAAUGUUAAUGAUUUUUGACUUUUGACGUUGUCGUCGUUGUUGAAUUGCCAAAAUAUAUUUCCCCAUUUGGAAUUAUCGAAAUUUAUUGAAAUUUUGACACACAAAAACGAAACACAUUUUAUACUUUUCAAUUUAUCAACAUUAUUUUUUCUUUUGGUGGGGGGAAAUUGAUCCUAUGGGAUUUUUCAGGGUUGAUUUCUUUGUAAAUUUUUUUUUCUUUCUGGAACGAAAAACACUCAGACAUACACACAGAUUUCAGAAUAUUAUCAGAACUUUUUAUUUGUAAAAUAUUGUAAAACGACUAUAACAAAUCGAGAAAAAAUAUAUAAUUUAA